AUGAAAGAAGACAUCUUUUGUCCUGUCAUCACUAUUGUACCAACAACUUUUCAAAUUUAUGUAUACGACAAUGCGAAUUAUAAGUCUCUGGAACUCAUCGAUAACACCUCGCCUUAUGCACUGACUGGCUCUAUCUUCACCGCAAACCGCAAAGCCCUUCUAUUUGCGCAAACAAGCUAUGCAACGCUGCUGGUAACGUAUAUCACAACGAGAAAUGCACUGGCGCGGUUGUGGGUCAACAACCCUUUGGAGGAGGACGAAAUGAGUGGAACCAACGACAAAGCUGGGAGUAUUAGGAUCUUCUAUCAGUUCGUUUCGGUGAGAAGCAUCAAGGAGAGUUUCAUGGGCCUGGAGGACUUCCAAUACCCGUCAAACUUGUUUCGAAAUAAUUGGUAUCAAGACAAAAAUGCAAAAACAUUUGUGGAUGACGAAUUUUAUGGCAUCCUGGGGAACAAUGAGCACUAG
Suillus plorans is the source of this 465-nucleotide messenger RNA. RefSeq lists its product as uncharacterized. Lineage: Eukaryota; Fungi; Basidiomycota; Agaricomycetes; Boletales; Suillaceae. The record is from RefSeq and is a predicted model, not a curated record. The transcript has 4 exons. Gene Ontology annotation, molecular function: L-glutamate gamma-semialdehyde dehydrogenase (NAD+) activity. Gene Ontology annotation, cellular component: mitochondrial matrix. The coding region runs from base 1 to 465 and encodes 154 amino acids.